UCUCUGUGCGUAUGAGUAUAAAUAUAAUAGAGGUGCGCAAAGUUAUAUCAAUCGUAAUAAAACCAUUGCAACAAUGAACGAGUUUCGCUGGAUUUUCUGCGCAAUAUGGCUUAUUGUGCCUGUAAUCAGAACGUCGAUUGCGGGAAAAGGCGGUGAUAGGAUAGUCGGAGGACAAGGAGCAACUCGGGGUCAAUUUCCGUGGAUGGCCGUGAUCACUAGCGAGAUCAAUGGCGUAGUUCAAUUAUAUUGUGGGGGAUCCAUGAUCAGCGGAGAUUACGUGAUCACAGCAGCUCAAUGCGUUCCACCGGAGAAUGAUUUGAGUGCCAAGAUUCGGGUUGUCCUUGGUGUCCACAAUGUAUCAUUGACAUCUGGGUCUGAGAUUGGCCGUGUUGAUUUGAUCGCUGACUAUCAUUUCGUUCAUCCUGGAUACAACCCAACUACUUUGGCGAACGAUAUUGCAAUUGUCCAUUUACCGACAAGAGUCAGUUCAUCACCUUACAUUGACCCAUCACGGUUGCCUUACGCUUCUGAGGCCACCGAAACGUAUCAGGGCAUAAGGACGCGUGUGAGCGGCUGGGGAGCGAGCAGGGAUGGCGGCCUGUCAACUCAUUCAGAUGUCUUACAAUUUGUUGACAAUAACGUCAUGGAGCUGCAAUUCUGCAGGGACUAUUACCCGAAUUUCGACGUGACAGAUAAACACAUAUGCAUUUAUCCUGAAGGAGGACGCGGACCUUGCCAUGGUGACGAGGGGUCGCCCCUGACCUUGACCGAGCCAACCUCCGAAGCUCACCAGAUUGGAAUAUUUUCAUUUGGUGAUCCAACCUACUGCACUCGCGGCAAACCUGUCGUCUACACCAAGCUUGCGAGCCAUUGGGACUUCAUCACUGACUACACCGGAAUUCGGCCACAACCGUAAACGGGAUUGUAGGAAUUUGCCUAGAAUAUCGUAUUUGUAAUGAAAAUCCCAUAGUAAGAAAGCA
Neocloeon triangulifer is the source of this 980-nucleotide messenger RNA. Its product is annotated as brachyurin-like. The record is from RefSeq and is a predicted model, not a curated record. The transcript is spliced from 7 exons. Gene Ontology annotation, biological process: proteolysis. Gene Ontology annotation, molecular function: serine-type endopeptidase activity. Lineage: Eukaryota; Metazoa; Arthropoda; Insecta; Ephemeroptera; Baetidae. Bases 74 to 916 code for a protein of 280 amino acids.